Molecule: messenger RNA, 2472 nt
Organism: Ceratotherium simum simum (southern white rhinoceros)
Lineage: Eukaryota; Metazoa; Chordata; Mammalia; Perissodactyla; Rhinocerotidae
Gene: ZNF311
Product: zinc finger protein 311
Biological process (GO): regulation of transcription by RNA polymerase II
Cellular component (GO): nucleus
Molecular function (GO): DNA-binding transcription activator activity, RNA polymerase II-specific; RNA polymerase II cis-regulatory region sequence-specific DNA binding
Source: RefSeq, a predicted model, not a curated record
AUCACAGCUAGCUUAGUGCUGCUCACGAACCCCAAAUCCAAGGCAGUGUUUGACACAUCGAGCCAAAUAGCAGCUGCCCUGUGGGUCAGGAGAGGCACUUGGGCUGACACCACCGAGAUUCGUAUCCCCCAAAGGAGGCUGGCAUCCACCAGAGCCACUUCAAAACUCGUCUGGGCAAAGCCAGAACUGACUUUGGGAGUUGGAUCCAGCCAGCAGAGAAGAAACCAGGACAGUAUUGGAAGACUGGAAAAGAAAGCUGGGUAAAAAAUUGCAACAGGUUGUAAUGUCAGUUGAGAGUCCAGGACCACCAAGCCAGCUGCUUUGGACCCCUGAAACCCAGCUCCUGCAGGAAAGAGCUCUACCAGCUGCUCAAUAUCCUGCCUUUGGCAAAGGUGGAAGCCAAGGAAACCUGCCGGGAGCAAAUCUCACACUGGAGCCAGUGACAUUUGAGGAUGUAGCUGUGAGCUUCAGUAGCAGGGAGUGGCAGUGUCUGACCCACGCUCAAAGGCACCUCUAUAAAGAUGUGAUGCUGGAAAAUUAUGGGAACGUGGUAUCGCUUGGAUUUCCAUUUCCUAAACCUCCUUUGAUCUCCCAUCUGGAGCGAGGGGCAGAGCCCUGUGUUCAGGAUCUACAGGACAGGGAGCUCCUGAGCUGCUCCUUCCCAGUAUCAACUGACAAGUCAUGGCCUGAGAAGGAGAAGGCAAGUUCAGAACAAGAGGUUUUUGAAAAUGAAGAAGUCUGCUGGGUGAAAUUUACAAGUCUCCUAAAGGUUGUUUCCCAGGGUCCUGAGGUUGGUGAAGUUUGUGUACAAGAUGUCAAAUUAGAGAGUCAAUGGGAAAUGCCUAUGAGGGAGAAACUGAGAGAAGAGAAAGAAAGCUGUGAGAAAGUGACCUUCAAGAAAGGAAAGAAUCAGAAUAUACUUAGAAAAAACUUCAAUCCAAACUCAAAAUAUAUUCCAUAUAAUAGAGUUCUUAUAGAACAGAAACUCCAUGAAUGUGCCAAAUGUGGCAAAAAUUUCAGUUGGCAUUCUGACCUAAUUCUCCAUGAGCGAAUUCACUCUGGUGAGAAACCCUAUAUGUGUAAUGAGUGUGGGAAAGCAUUUAAGACCAAAAAUCAGCUUUCUAUGCACCAGAUAAUCCACACAGGGGAGAAACCCUUUAACUGUACCCAGUGUGAGAAGGCCUUCAGUAGUAGAUCAGCUCUUUGCCGACAUAAAAAAACCCACAAUGGGGAGAAGCCUCAUGGAUGCAAUGACUGUGGGAAGGCCUUCACGACCAGGAACCGUCUCAGUAUGCAUCAGAUAAUCCACACUGGGGAGAAGCCUUAUGAAUGUAAUGACUGUGGGAAGGCUUUCCAGUUCAAGCAUUCCCUUACCAUCCAUGGCAGAAUCCACACUGGGGAGAAACCAUAUGAAUGUGGGGAGUGUGGGAAGGCCUUCAGUGGGCGUUCAGACCUCACCAAACAUACAAGAAUCCACACUGGGGAGCGACCUUAUGAGUGCAACGAGUGUGGGAGGGCCUUCAGCCGGAGCUCAGACCUAAGCAAACACAAAAGAAUCCACACUCAGGAGAAACACUAUGAGUGCCCUCAGUGUGGAAAAGCCUUCAGCAGCAAGGCAGAGCUCACCAAACAUAGAAGAAUCCACACUGAAGAGAAGCCUUACAAGUGUAGGGAAUGUGGGAAAGCGUUUCGUCAUAACUGUAAACGCAGGGCUCAUGAAAGAGAACACACUGGAGAGAAGCCCUAUCGAUGUGGGGAUUGUGGGAAAACUUUCCAGGAUCAGCAUUGCCUUACCAUCCAUCAAAGAAUCCACACUGGAGAGAAACCUUAUAAAUGCUCCGAGUGUGGUAGAGCUUUCAGUGGGAAGUCAAACUUGACUAAUCAUCAAAGAAUCCACACUGGAGAGAAGCCUUACAAAUGUGAGGUGUGUGGAAAGGCCUUUCAUAAUAGUUCAGUCCUGAGGCAGCACAAAAGAAUCCACACUGGUGAGAAGCCAUAUUCCUGCAGUGAGUGUGGCACAUCUUUCCGUCAGUGCUCAGCGCUAAUUGGACAUAAGCGAGUACAUACUGGGGAGAAACCUUAUGAAUGUGAGGAGUGUGGAAAAGCUUUCCGAGUGAGCUCAAAUCUUACUGGACAUAAGAAAAGAAAACAUAGAAUUUGGAGAACCCACAAACUUGAUGAGAGUGGGAAACCCCUCUCUCCACUAACUGUUUCUCAGACCCUUUCAGUAGUCAAUAUUUUGACCACCAACACAUAAGAGUAAUGAUUCUGGUGUUUACACUUUCCCAUUUCUCCUCCUCCAUCUUAGACUGCCCUUGUCUCCUGAUUCCCUGACCCCUAAUUGUGAGAUCCCCAAAGCCUUUCUCCUUGACCUUCCUAUUCAGUGUUUCUUCAGUGAGUACAUUCACUUCCAAGGCUUUGUCUGUCAAUAAUAAUAAAUACUUACCAGUGUUUGCUUUGUGCCAGCCACUA